GUUUUGUGGUGGUUUGACUUCCUUGGGUUUAAGAAGCGGGGAAUAGACCUUAAAGACGAAAUUCACUUUUUGGAGGAGACUGUCCCUUUUCCAACCCCCGCAGCAGCAGCCGCUGCAGCAACAACGAAGCAACAGGAGCAGCAGCAGCUGCUGCUGCUGCAGCUGCGGCCUGCGUGGCUGCUGCUGCUUUGCUGCUCAGGUGUCUCUUUUAUCUGUCUCUUCUUUGCUGCCUCUUUGGAUGCUAAAAGGCUACCGAAAUGCCCGCCUGGUUUGGCUGCAGAGGCAGGGUUUGCUGUUGCUGCUGCUGCUGCUGCAACCUACUAUUUGCUGAGGGCCCGCCGAGGCCUACAGAAUGCCAACAAAGGCGCGGCUGGUGAAGGCAGCUGCAGCUGCAGCAGCAGCACGAGCAGCAGCAGCAGCGGGACGAAAAGCAGCCACAGCAGCAGCAGCAGCAGCAGCAGCGUCGGAGUGUACAUACACUUCGGAUCGGAAACAGGAACGGCGGAAAGGGACUUUACCCCCAGUGCCUUUCUGCUGCCUCUUGAUGGCCCCCAGGGGCCCCCCGGAAACUUGUGGGGCCAGGGGGCCCCCAUAACCGCUGCCAGGGGGGCCCCCCAGGGGCCCCCAGGGCCCCAGGGGCCCCCAGGGCCCCAGGGGCCCCCAGGGCCCCAGGGGCCCCCAGGGUCUCAGGGGCCCCCAGGGUCUCAGGGGCCCCCAGGGUUCCAGGGGACCCCAGGGUUUCAGGGGCCCUCAGGGUUUCAGGGGCCCGUGGGGCCCCCUGGAGCCCCCCAGGGGGCCCCUGGGGCGGGCCCCCUGGGGGCCUCUGGGGGCCCCCAGGGGGCCCCUGGGGGCCCCCAGGGGGCCCCCUGGGGGGCCCCAGGGUCUGAGGGGCCCCUUCCGUUGCGAGUGUUAGUGCUGGCAACUCAUGGAGAGGGAGAGGCCACAGCCAGCGCGAAACAGUUUGAAGACUGGCUAAACGGCUACUGCAAGUGGCUGCGGCAGCUGCACCUGCACGUGGUGCAGCGCGGGGACUUCGCUGCUGCGAGUUCGCUGCUGCAGCAGCGGUUGGCUGCCGUGCAGCUCCAGCAGCAGCAGCAGCAGCAGCAGCAGCAGCAGGAGCCCGUGUUCUUACCAGGGGCCUUUGCUGUGCUGGGCCUCUGCAGCAGCAGCUACCCCAGCACUUAUAAUGCCAUGGCUAGCCGCACGCACAGGGCCCUGCGGCGGGCCUGCCGCAUGCAGCAGCAGCUGCACGACAGAAGUGGUGGGCACUGUGGGGGACUGCGACGACAGAGGAGACACAGAAGCAGCAGCGCAGCAGUGGACGGAGCAGCAGCUGCUCCCAGCCCUCAGGCGGCUGCAGCAGCACUGCAGCAGCAGCAGCAGCAGCAGCAGCAACGCUGCCAGGCGUGCUGCACGUAA
Molecule: messenger RNA, 1419 nt
Organism: Eimeria tenella
Lineage: Eukaryota; Apicomplexa; Conoidasida; Eucoccidiorida; Eimeriidae
Exons: 7
Source: RefSeq, a predicted model, not a curated record